Messenger RNA from Lynx canadensis (Canada lynx), 1018 nucleotides. Its product is annotated as cullin-4B-like. The coding region runs from base 32 to 565 and encodes 177 amino acids. Gene Ontology annotation, biological process: ubiquitin-dependent protein catabolic process; DNA damage response; protein ubiquitination. The record is from RefSeq and is a predicted model, not a curated record. Gene Ontology annotation, molecular function: ubiquitin protein ligase binding. The transcript has 3 exons. Gene Ontology annotation, cellular component: Cul4-RING E3 ubiquitin ligase complex. Lineage: Eukaryota; Metazoa; Chordata; Mammalia; Carnivora; Felidae.
GAAAUUUGGUAGCAGCAUAGUUAUUAACCCUAUGAAAGAUAAGACAAUGGUGCAAGCGCUUCUGGAUUUUAAAGAUAAGAUAGAUUUUAUCAUUGAAGCGUCUUUUCUGAAAAAUGAGAAAAUUAUUGUUGCUAUGAAAGAUGCUUUUGAAACAUUUAUUAAUAAAAGGCCUAACAAACCAGCUGAGCUUCUAGCAAAGUAUGUGGAUUCAAAACUUCGCACAGGUAACAAAGAAGCUACGGACGAAGAACUUGAAGAAUUAUUAGCUAAAGUGGUAAUUUUAUUUAGGUUUAUUCAUGAGAAAGAUGUUUUUGAAGCCUUCUACAAAAAAGAUUUAGCAAAACGUCUCUUACUUGAUAAGAGUGCUUCAGUUGAUGCAGAAAAGUCAAUGCUGUGCAAACUUAAACAAGGUGUGUGUCUUGACAGGUAUAUUGUCUGUUUCAGUCAUAUUUUUAUUUUGGCUUUUGUGUUUCCUGAAUCUGGGUGGAGAACUAUGAUUUCAUUUCAGUGUUUACCUCUCAUUUGGUCAAGAGCUUGUUCUACACAUCAUUUUACAAACUACUAAUUUAAUGUGGCUAUCCAAAAGUGUAUGCACUCAUUUGGCAGCUCUGUCAUCAUCUUUAUGUGUUCCCACAGGCAGGUUAUUUUAAGAUUUGGAUUUAUAAAUUUAGGAUAUUGGCUAAACUCUGGAUAAGGUGGGAUCAUCCGACAAACAUAAGUAAAAAGUAAGAGAAGCAUGAAGAUGUAUAAAAAGGCAAUUUAACCUAGUCAGAAAAUUGAGGACAGUUUCUUUAAGGAAGCAUGAUUGAAAUACAAGGUGGAGAGACAGAAAUGUUGAUGGUGAUAGCAGAAGUUAGUCCAUGCUAGAAAGAGUUUAGCAAUUUGAAACGCUGGGGAAUCAGAAUAAUCAGAGAAGAACACACAAGAGCUGUCAUAAAGGCUAAACUGAAAAGUUAAUAGGUGUAAGAUUUUGCUUGACCUUGGAGACGUUGUCUGUGAUACUGUUUUGUACCCUGGA